Molecule: messenger RNA, 972 nt
Organism: Aspergillus versicolor CBS 583.65
Lineage: Eukaryota; Fungi; Ascomycota; Eurotiomycetes; Eurotiales; Aspergillaceae
Product: class I SAM-dependent methyltransferase
Exons: 1
Coding region: 1-972 (323 amino acids)
Molecular function (GO): methyltransferase activity
Source: RefSeq, a predicted model, not a curated record
AUGGCUGCGACAACACCUUUUGAGAUCGCCAUCGACGAGGACGUGGACUCGUUGACCGACGUGUCGAGCAGCGGAACUUCACUGGCCGACAGCGUGCUGCAAUACGAAUACAAGAACGGUCGCCGCUAUCACGCAUACCAGGCUGGAAGCUAUGCGUUCCCCAAUGACGAGCCCGAGCAGGACCGGUUGGAUAUGGUGAACCACAUAUACUACCGCGCGCUUAACAACAGGCUCUUCCUGGCCCCCUUCGACCCGGCAGGGAAAAGGAUUCUUGAUAUCGGCACUGGCACGGGCAUCUGGGCAAUCCAGUUUGGGGACUGGUAUCCCGAGGCUGCUGAGAUUGUAGGCAAUGAUCUGAGUCCGAUCCAGCCCGCUUGGGUUCCGCCUAAUGUAAAGUUCCUGGUGGAUGAUGUUGAGAAGCCCUGGGUUCCCGGGGAGGAGUAUGAUUUUAUUCAUUGUCGGUAUAUGGCCGGGAGUAUUAAAGACUGGCCCAUGUUAAUACGGCAGUGUUUUGACAACCUGAAGCCCGGCGGGUGGCUUGAACUGCAGGAGACGACGAACAGGCCAUACAGCGAAGACGGGAGCCUCAAGGACGACAGCUGCAUUAGCAAGAUGAUGGAUGGCCUGAUUCAAGCCUGCAAUAAGAUUGGGCGCACCAUGAACCCCGCGCCGGAGAUGGAGCGCUGGGUGCGCGAGGCUGGCUUCGACAAGGGGCAGAUCCUGACCGAGAAACUAAAGCUGCCAGUGGGCAUUUGGCCCAAGGAUGCAAGGCUGAAGGAGUGUGGCGCCCUACUGCGCGUGAACUUCAUCGAGGGCGUAUCAGGGUUUACGUCUGUGCUGUUUAGCGAUGUGCUGGGGUGGACGCGCGACGAGAUCGAGACGCUGAAUGCGGGCGUGCGCGCGGAGUCGCUGCGCAAUGACAUCCAUCCCAUCUUCGAUUUUCAUAUAAUCAGCGCCCAGAAACCACUUUAG